This is a messenger RNA of Insectozyma verbasci, 291 nucleotides long. The record is from the annotation of a GenBank genome assembly. Lineage: Eukaryota; Fungi; Ascomycota; Pichiomycetes; Serinales; Debaryomycetaceae.
AUGUCAUCAUCAUCAACAACAACAUCAACAACAACAGUUAAGAGAAAUAACAUACCUCCUAUUAAUUUAUUAUUUCGAUAUUUACAAGAGAAAUUAACUGUUUCUAUUUGGUUAUUCGAACAGAAUGAUCUGAGAAUUAAUGGUAAAAUUGUUGGUUUCGAUGAAUUUAUGAAUUUAGUUGUAGAUGAUGCUAUAGAAUUAACAGGUGAUGGUAAAGAAAUUAAAUUGGGUAAAUUAUUAUUAAAAGGUGAUAAUAUUACAUUAAUUUCAUGUUUAGAUAUACAAUUAUAA